This is a messenger RNA of Neltuma alba, 920 nucleotides long. RefSeq lists its product as uncharacterized. The transcript has 9 exons. The record is from RefSeq and is a predicted model, not a curated record. NCBI's taxonomy places the organism in Eukaryota, Viridiplantae, Streptophyta, Magnoliopsida, Fabales, Fabaceae. Bases 46 to 714 code for a protein of 222 amino acids.
ACGACGACCAAGUGAAGAACCUCACAGGCUUCAUCAACCGCAGCCAUGGCUGCCUUCAGCGGCAAAUUGGCUUUCUCACUUCUUAUGUGGUUACUUCCGCUUCUUCCUAUUGCCGUCGCUUACAGACCCGGAGAUAUCGUCCCCAUGAGCAGGAUGGGUCAAUAUCACUCUUCAAGAACUGUUUGGCAAGACCUGAUUGGCCGGCAUUGCCCCAUCUUUGCAGUGAAUCGUGAGGUUUUGAUGCCAAUUCCGAAGCCGACGGGUUUUACUGGGGCUGAUCCUUAUAAAAUAUCAUUUCAAGUUGGUAGGGAAAAGUUCUUUAUCCCAUGGCUUCUGGUGAUAAAUCGGAAGAGUACUGAAGUUCCAAUGAUUGAAGUGAACUUGAGAUAUUCAGGAACUGAUUUGCUUGGUGUCACUGCAAAAGUUGUGGAUAUGCCUCACCGUUAUGUUGAACUGCAUCCUGAGAUUCGUAAGCAUUUCUGGGAUCCUCAGAACUGGCCAAAGCAUAUACUUGUUCGAUAUACAUGGAAGGAGCAAUCAGAGAUAGAUGUGACUUCCGGAUUUUUUGUUCUGUUCGGAUCAGGACUUGCGUUAUCUUUUAUCCUCGCAGUCUAUGUAUUGCAGUCAUCGCGAGACAAAUUGGAAAGAUUUGUAAGGGAGACUGUAGCAGAAACCAGCAUGCCUGGAGGAGUGGGGAUAGCAAAGGUUGAAUAACGAAUUCUGGAAGAACAUUGUAAUUAGGAAACUGUAUAAAUGAGAUCUAAGGCAUUGUUGUAAUCUUUCACAUCGUAGUUAAAUGUACUAUUUCCGGCUUUACUUUGUAGCAAUUUAUAAUCCAUCCGCAUAUAUAGCAUUUUCCAGAAGUUUUUUAUUGGAAAAAAUUUGUUUCGCUUUAAACUUCUGAAAUAUUUGAUCAGUCU